AUGUCAUCCGCCAAUGAAACUGAGGCCGGAGCCGUGCUAGUUACGGAAAGCCCUGUGUGGCGACACCGAAUUGAGAGCGAUACCAGUGCUCUACAGUGGAUGUUAGACAACACUUCCCAGAUGCUAAGUCGGCACAGGGAUAUUAUCAAAAAGCAUGGAAUCUGGAUUGUCACAAAGACCUACUCUACUCGCCGGUGUGCCAUUGCCGUUAUAACAUCAAAGGCUUCCGCCGUUGAGAUUGGCCUCGGCGUGAACGUCCAGGGCGUCCUAGAAUUAACACCGAAAAGCGAAUGGAAGAAUGGAUCUGGAAGCUUCUGUACGGGGCUACACGAGGGUGAGGGAGAGGUGGUGGUGUUUAUAAGUGGGAUAUACUUUACGCGAAAGCUUUUGCGGUUGUAG
Molecule: messenger RNA, 399 nt
Organism: Pochonia chlamydosporia 170
Lineage: Eukaryota; Fungi; Ascomycota; Sordariomycetes; Hypocreales; Clavicipitaceae
Exons: 1
Coding region: 1-399 (132 amino acids)
Source: RefSeq, a predicted model, not a curated record